AUGGUUAAUUAUAUUCUUCAGGAUGGAGGCCAAUCUCCUAUGACAGACUCUGCUGAGGCUGACAUCUCCAGAACCACGGAGCAGGAUCCUCAGAGCACUUCUGUCUCCCAGAUUGAGGAUGGAGGCCAAUCUCCUAUGACAGACUCUGCUGAGGCUGACAUCUCCAGAACCACGGAGCAGGAUCCUCAGAGCACUUCUGUCUCCCAGAUUGAGGGCUCUGAUGCAACCGGUCUGAACAAAGUUGGAGUAAAUAUUUCCAUUGUCGACUACACAGAUUCUGAUGAAUCUCAGACUCCAUCUAGGAAUCCUGUUCAUGUUAACAGAUGUUUUCAGAUAUCAAGUCCAAGUUCUGCCUCUGACUAUGAACUCAGCCUCUCCAAAAAGGGUUACCACCAAGUUCCUAUCCCUAGGCUUAGGAGGACCAAAAGCAUACAGAUGAAAAACUGGAUUGAUUUGGAUUCGGAUGAGCUUUUUGACUCAACCUCAGCUGACAGUGGAGAGGAAUAUAUCCCAAAGACCAGUGAAGAUUCUGAUGGUACAGACAUCAGUGAAGUUCUUGGGCCCGUCAAACAGAGAGAGAGCCAGAGAGACAGUUUGCUUCAAAGGCAUGUGGAUGACAUUGAAGAUAGUGUUUUUUCCCCAACAGAAGCAAGUGCCUCUUCAAACAGUUGGUUUAUAGAGGACGCUCACCCUUAA
Molecule: messenger RNA, 696 nt
Organism: Labrus bergylta (ballan wrasse)
Lineage: Eukaryota; Metazoa; Chordata; Actinopteri; Labriformes; Labridae
Source: RefSeq, a predicted model, not a curated record